Anarrhichthys ocellatus (wolf-eel) is the source of this 5406-nucleotide messenger RNA. RefSeq names its product phosphatase and actin regulator 4b (gene phactr4b). The record is from RefSeq and is a predicted model, not a curated record. Gene Ontology annotation, biological process: actin cytoskeleton organization; neural crest cell migration. Gene Ontology annotation, molecular function: actin binding. The transcript has 14 exons. NCBI's taxonomy places the organism in Eukaryota, Metazoa, Chordata, Actinopteri, Perciformes, Anarhichadidae. The coding region runs from base 1978 to 4659 and encodes 893 amino acids.
CUGGACUCACUCAUGCACUCUGUGUGUAUUUUGACACAGUCGUGCGUUCCUCAGCAGCAAGAAACACGGCAUGAAAUGAGUUUUUCAAUGAAUUAAAGCGUAGAGGGGAGAUAAGGGUUGGAGAUUGUAUAAUCAAGUGUGCACAGACUCCUUUCUCUCCGCCCCCUCCUUCACUUUCAGCACCACAAGGAAUGUUAAAUAACCGGGAUCAUGUGGAUGAAUCUCAGCUGUGUUUUUACACACUCAUGUGUUGCGCACUUAUUUUCUUAUGUUACGGCGCACAAGAAAGGUAUUUUCUCUGUAAAUUUAGAUAUUGAAAAUACUUAUUUUCUAUUAUUGGAAAUAGAGAUUGUAGCUGAUUCUGAGAGAUUUUACAUAAUUUUGGAUUGAUUCUCAAUUUUUCCCCUUUUGAUUAUUGUACUUUUUUAUAUUACAGAGUAAAACCUACGGACAGAAUUCAUCUUUAAUUAUAGAUCUUGACCGUGGGUUAAGUAGAAAGUAGUGAUUUUGUAGGACAGAUGAAAACAUUGCUUAUCUUAAACAGCAACAACAAACUUCAUUCGAUAUACUCUUACUAUGCUAUUUGGUUUUAAAUGGUUGAAUGGUUUCAGGGCACAUAAGAAGAAAUCGCAGUUAUUAUAACCUCUUUUUGUGGCGUCAGUUAAGUAGAUUAAAAUGUAUUAUGUGACCUGGCAAGUGUUAUAAUGAGGUUGGAGGUAUUUCCUAAACCAUUGCGCCCCGUGGAAGGUGGUGUCUUAUGUAAGUGAUCAGGAUGCCUUUUGCUAGCGGAUUGGCUAAAAGGCCGGGUCCUUUUUAAAACAACAAUCUCCUUUAACCACAUGCUCACCUGACCAGGCCUGCCAUGACUCAUUGAAUCAUGAGGUUAGAGGGAAAUCUGGCCUCUCUGGGAGAUGUUUCAGAGAGUGGUAGGUGUGGCUCUAGGAUGGAGUACGUCAGAGGAACACACACACACACACGGUGUCACACACCCCCAUGUUUCCUGACUGGUUCCUUAUCUUGGCACAGCUCCUGAUUACAGAGCAUGACUACUUAAGUUCUGUUUCUGGCCUUGUUCUGAAUGGAAAUGGGUUUUGUAUCAUCAAGACGUUUAACGGUCAGAAUAUGAAUUAGUUUCAAUGUGUUGCACGUUUCAGCGCCGUGUUUCCAUGAGCGGGCUGUGUUGUUGAGUUUGAGGGGAAGAGGUUGUCUUUGUUCUCAGUCACAGAAUCAGGGUGGAGUGCUGUUUCCUCCCUGUGUUUCCAGGCUGCCCCCCCCCCCCUCCAGAACCCCUGUACUUUUUCUCUCUUUGUAGCUCUUUUGUACCCUUUACUCCCACUCUCACAGUCACACACAGCUGGAGUGCCACCACACACCAGACCUCUCCUCACUAGAGCUGAAACUACGACAUGUCGGGAGAGUUUCCCUCUGUAUCUGUGAAGAAUCCUUCUGAGUGGAUCCACAGCUCUCUUGAAUGCGAUAACCGAAUUGGAUGUACCGUACUUUUUCUCCUGUGUCGGUGGAUUGACACAUUUUAUAAUCGGGCAUCCCCGGCUAAUGAGCAAAGUCAGUCGUCUCUUUCAAAUAGAUGCCUGCUGCAUGGGCUGAGUCCACUGCGAUCGUCAUCUCUGCAGUGCUGUGGAGUGUGCGGGCCUGGCACAGGCAGCUCUUACCCUGCUUCACUGGCUUCAGCUUGAGCCACUGUGUCAGAGGCUCCUCUGACGGAGCAGUCCGCUGUGUGAGAACCUCAGUUCUGGAUCGCAAGCUGCCUUGAGCAAUGCUUAAUCUGGAUGUUAUGGCAGCUGGUCUGAAUCCUCCGAUUUCUACCUUGCCAAGAUAAGCUGGAUUUCCACGGUGCGGACAUGUCCCUUGAACCCGGAGCCUCUUUGCUGUAGUUUCAAACAGCUCUCUACAACUUGUCUUUCAGGCCUUUUUUUAUUGGGAUACAGGACAGUCCAUUUGAAGGCUUCCUGCUUCCCAAUGGCAUGCUGUUUCAAGUCCCGCCACCAUGGAAGCUGGACGCUUAACAACCCUCUUCCAGAUGAUGAAGCUGAGCAGCACCACAGCACUAUGGUGGGAGAGGGGUUCAGCACGGGGGACAGCACCCCUCCCCCAAAGCGCAAGGGCAAGUUCUCCACCCUCGGCAAGAUCUUCAAGCCGUGGAAGUGGCGGAAGAAGAAAAGCAGCGACAGGUUCAAGGAAACUUCAGAAGAACUGGAAAGAAAGAUGUCGACGCGGCGGACGCGGCAGGAGCUUAUAGAACAGGGGGUGCUGAAGGAGGUCCCGGACAACGUUUCAGAUGCAGAUACACACAACAAGCAGCUCUACGUGAAGAACGGCCACACUCUGCCUGUGAGCACUGGGGUCGGAGGUGGUGGAGGAGGUGGAGGAGUCGUCAGUGGCGGCAGGAGUCCGUGCAAUCAGGGCAAACUCCCUUCAGAGUCGGACUUUAGGAUGAACCCGGCCUGGCUCGCCCAGCCGGACGACCGCAGGGGUUGGUCUCCCUCUGACGGAGACUGCCGAGGAGUUCUGGGCUCCAGGGGCACGGGACUGUACGAGGACGUGCGGAGAAGCGCAGGGGUGGGGCCACGCGCACACGUAGAGGGCGAGUGGAAGCCUAAUAUGGUCUGGCAGGGCCAGAGCCACGGCCAGGCGGAAGAGUGCCGACGUGGGGGGCGACUUCACCCCGAGGACGGGCAGAAGAGGCCCGGGCUGCAGAAGGCCCCGUCGGAGGAUGGCAGGAGGAGUCGACCUGCAGAAGCGGACUGGAAGCCCACACUCCCUCGGCAUGCAUCCGCUGAGGAGGGAAGGGCCCGCAGAGAGUCAGACAGCCAUUUUGUCCCUGACCCAGAAGCCUUGCGGGACACCCUGCGUGAACCUCUGCCUCCUAAACAGACCAUCAUGCCUCCAAAGUGGCUGAUGACAUCCACCUCAGAACCUGGCGGCAAGGGUCCACCUCGCACCCCAUCCAACCACCACACAAACCAGUACUGCUCUCCCUCCGGCCCUGCGGCUGUGGCGCCCAAACCCGUUCGGUCCGUCUCCACCGCGGGUGUGUCCACUCAGCAGUCAUCAUCAUGUGUAGCCCCGACCUCCACCUCUCAUGGCACCAAGCAGCCCCCUGUGCCCCCACCCAAGCCUGUGAACAGGGGCAAUUCCUCCAUGCUGGUCUCAGCCCUGCAGGGCGGCGAGAACGCUCCGCUUCCGCUCUACUGGUCCUGCUGGAAGCGAGAGUGUGACUACGAUGUCUACCUGUCUCUUCCCGUCUACCUGUGCCGGCGGGCCGGAGGCCUGCGCUCAGGUGACUUCACCCAAGCCACCGGAGGUGCCAGUCUUGUUCCAGCCAAGCCUUCUCCACCGAUGCCUCCUAAGAGGACCACCCCCGUCACCAAACGCAGCACGGAGGACUCGAGCCACCCCAUCAACCCCUUGACGCUUUCUCUGGACGACCACAGCAACCUCCAUGUGGGCUUUCAGCUGCCUCCCCCUCCUUCCUCCCCUCCCCUGCCGACACACAAACCACCUUCUCCUCCCCGCCAACACAUACACGCCCACCACCUCCACCAUCAGCACUCCUACCCCCACCCACUGCCCCAACCCAUACCAAUGCUGUUUGACCCACCGAGUCCGACCAACGAGUCUCCUCAGCGCCCAGCUCCUGUCCCGCUCCACAUCAUGAUCCAGCGAGCCCUGUCUAGUCCCGGCCCGGCUCAGCCUCAUCCAGACGGGUCACAGCGUGCACACGCACUGCUUUUCGAAACUCCUCCGGACUACCAAGGCGGUCGCCCACUUCCUGUCAGCAUCCAACCAUUAAAACUAUCUGAAGAUGAUUACUCGGAGGAGGAAGAGGAAGAGGAGGAAGAGGACGAGGAAGAGGAGUACGAUGGGGAGAUCCCUCAGCCAGAGCUGGAGCCACGGAGUCGCAGAUGCUUGGUUGGAGACGCCGGUGUUUGUGUCAUCCCGGGGGGGAACAGCAGUGAGGAGGAGGAGGAGGAGGAAGAAGAAGAGGAAGAGGACGAAGGAGGAGAGCAUCACAUGCGUGGGGAGGAUAGCGACUCAGACGGUCCUGUGCUUUAUAAAGAUGAAGACUCCGAUGAGGAGGAUGAGCCGCCACUUAGUGCCCUGGCCAGCAGGGUGAAGAGGAAGGACACCUUAGCCCUGAAGCUGAGCAGCCGUCCCUGUGCCCCAGACAGGGACAGGUUUAUCCAUGAGAGGAGCAGAGACAACCAGCCUCCAGGACAGACCGGCCUCACCUGGCAGAGCAGGGAGCAGUGGGAGGCCAUCCGCACACAGAUCGGCACUGCACUCACAAGGCGACUUAGCCAGAGACCCACUGCUGAGGAGCUCGAGCAAAGAAACAUCCUUCAGCCCAGAAAUCAGGUGGACAGACAAGCUGAGGUUAGAGAGAUCAAGCGGCGGCUGACCAGGAAGCUGAGUCAAAGACCCACAGUUGCAGAACUACAGGCAAGAACAAUCCUGCGGUUCCACGAGUACGUGGAAGUCACCGAUGCGCAUAACUACGAUCGGAGAGCAGAAAAGCCGUGGACCAAGCUGACUCCUGCUGACAAGGCGGCCAUCCGGAAGGAGCUCAACGAUUAUAAGAGCACUGAAAUGGAGGUCCACGAAGAGAGCAGAAUCUACACCAGGUUUCAUCGGCCUUAGACCACCCUCUCCUUCACGGAUAAUGAAGCACUUAAGAUCCCUGUGUGGCCAGAAGCUGCUUCCUAUGCGGAGAGAUCGCAGUUUUAAGUUUCCCGAAUGUACUGUACAGAUUAUCAGAGAACGCCUGGAACUGACAAUGCUUCUUGCUUGCCCUCCAUCGCCGUCCCACUACAUUGCUUUCACUAAACUGAGGUGGUGGUGGGUGAGGACCAGAUGCAGUAUUUCUCCCGGACAACAGGGGGAACCACGAGCCAAUGAAGUGGAGAAGUGGCAGAGAACCCCACAGGGCCGACUCUCACUCUGCUGUUAUGUGGUACCCCUCAGGGACUUGGAUCUAGUGACAACCUUUAAUGCGGCCUCAUUCUGUGUUGCCUUUUUUUCUUCUUUACUGUAUAUGGAAAGGCUAAUUCAUCUUGUUAAUGUAAUAACAUACAAUAAUAGUAAUAAUAUGAUGACUUCUAAUGCUCCACACAGUAAUAAUAGAUAACAGACAAACGGCCGCAGCUAGAGCGGGCUGGAGGAUGAAGACUGGGAUAUUCUGUUAUGGGACUGGACAUCUCUGGGAUAUUGCGUGUUUUAUAUAAAUUGUGUACAGAUUGCUAUUGUUAUACCUUAGAAUGAAACUUGGAAAGAUCUAAUUACAAAAUAUUCUGUAAUGCACAAGAUAUUUUAUAUUGUAAUUUUGAUCACGAGUAGUGACAGCUUUUAUUUGAACCUUUUUUUUUUUUUUUUUUUUUUUUUUUUUUU